ACUCUGCUGCUCACAAUCACAUCACUGCCUCUCUGUCAUCUUUUAUCGUACCAGCGCUGACUUUGGAUCUUCAACAUUAAACAAUGUGUAAAGGACUUGCAACGCUUCCUGCAACAUGCUUGAAAAGUGCCAAAGACAUCAAGCAUAAAAUCAGCUUCUUGCUCCAGAAGCCUGAACCCCAAACGGCGGAUCAGAAACAGACGAAAGAGAAGACUGCAAAUGCCGCUGCUGCAAAGAGGGUUCCUUCUGCCUCCGAGGUGGAGAAAUGGAAGGAGUCUUUCAGCCACGUGAUGAGCAGUGAAACUGGUCGUACGGUCUUCACCAGCUUCCUGCAGUCAGAGUUCAGUAAGGAGAACAUGGACUUCUGGGUCGCCUGUGAGAAUUACAAGAAGACCGACCCUGCCAAGUUUGCAACCAGAGCCAAGAAGAUCUACCAGCAGUUUGUCGAGGCAGACGCUCCCAAUGAGGUAAAUUUGGACGCAGCAACCAGAGAAGAAACCAGGCAAAACGUGGAGAAUCCAUGCCCGUCUUGUUUCAAUGAAGCACAAAAGAUGAUCUACACCUUGAUGGAGAAAGACUCAUACAGGCGUUUCCUCAACUCCAAACUGAUAAAAGAUCUGUGUCAGACACAGAGAAGUGCUACUGAGGAGAAGAAGGGGAAGAAAAACUGUGUGAACAGGCGGGAGUUGACCGAUGGAGCAUAAACAGAAAGUGAACAGAGACAAGUAGAGGAUAGUGCCAAAGAUGAAGACGUUGGAGAGGGUUAACACUGUGAGCCUCAUGUUUGUGUGCAGUGUUAAUAGAGUAGAGAAACAAGGUGACUUAAAGACAUAAAUGUGAAAUAUGAUGAAGACUUUUUUUUCUUUUUUUGAUACUUUUAUGUGCCAUGGAGUUUCUGUAGUGUGUCCAGUGAUGUGCAGAUACCUGAUUGGAAUAUUUUCCAUUAUUGCAUUCUUCGUAAGCUAACAUAUAGUUCCCGAAUUGCAAUGUUUUUUAGUGACUCUAUCACGGAAAAUGUUGAAAUGUUCGCAUUAUGAAGAUCAGCUUUAGCCUCUGAUGUGUUUUUUUUUUUAAAUAUAUAUUUUGGGGCUUUUUUCGCCUUUAUUGGAUAGGACAGCUGAAGAGAGACAGGAAAUGUGGAGAGUAGAGAGUGGGGGAAGACAUGCAGUAAAUGGUCAACCAGCCAGGAGUUGAACCGGGGAUCUCUGCAACAAGUACCAUAGCCUCUAUAUGUGACGCUUAGACCGCCAGACCACCAGCAUCACCUGAUGUGUUGUUAAACACAAACUGCCCGCAGAGUCAUUGCCAGGUCAUAUUUCUACUCAGUAAAAAAAAACAGUAAAUAAUACAAGCUACAUUGACUCCUACGAAACAGCCCUCCUUUGAGUGUGAAGAACUUUGUUAAUUUGAGUAAGGAUAUAAAAUGAUCCAGCAUAUAAAGCUUAAUUUUUAGUUCCAGUAUAAAGAUGCCUCGGUAGGGAUUGUUGAUGGCAAUGUGCUUCUGUCAUAUGCACCUGUAAAGUACAACGGACAAUACUUUUGAAACUGCCAAUGUUGCUCUAUAGUUGUUCUAAUUCAAAAUAGCCACAAUAAAUAUUAUUAAUGAGAACAGGAACACCAAAAUAACCAUGAUGAGAUUUGAACUGGACAGAUUUCCAUAACAUUCAUUAUCCCCUUAUAUUUUUUGGGACAACAUUAAAGCUCCUGUGAUGCGCCUCUAGUUUGUGUGGGUUUUGGCGCCCCCUGUGGACAAAGUGGUUCAUGUUAUCUCUUUGCUGAUCUCUCACAACGACAAAUCAGAAAACACUACGGCUAAUCAAAAAUUUUUGUUUUCUGAUUUGCCAUAGUGUUUUCUGAUUUGCUGUUAUGUUUUCUGAAAUGCCGUUGUGAUUUGCACCUCAGGGCCACCAUACUUUCCUCAUUGUGAACAUUUUCUGUGAAAGAUGGAAAAGGGGCGAUUUCUGCAACAAGUUUCAGACUAACAAGUCCAACACCUUCCCAGUGACAGGCAUUUAAAACACAACACUGGUGUUUUUCUUUGCUUUUGUAACUCACAAAGAGGCAUUCUUUUUAAUUCAAGUUUUUUCCAUAACCACUUAAGAAAACUAACAAUAGCUGAGCCAAUUUGUCUCCUCUUGUGUAACUUAUAUAUUAUGUGUUGAUGUUUAUAGUCCCCUGGAAAAAACUGGCCAUGUAUAGAACAUAUCUCUGAGACACACAAACAUUAGCUUUGUCUACUCCUUGUGGGAAUUUUAUGCAAGCUGUGACAUUACAGUAUUGAUCAUCUGUCUUGUCAUUUUGUUACCAAACAGUCGAAGAGAAUGUGACAUCGUGAUUCAUUCAAUCAAUUUUCUGUGUAAAUCAAACCGUUUUCUUCAGAUGAUUAUUCCUCCCUGUUUGUGUAGGAGACUGUGAAUGUUAACAUUACUUUAUGUAACAUGUUUUGGUGGUCUUGCAUGCUAAAACGUUUCAUCCGAAUGUAUACUGUGAUAAAUAGUGCACAAGGUAUUGUAUGUAGUUAUUUAUCAAAUUAUGUUAUUGUCAUAUUUAUAUGUGAUUAUUCACAAAUAAAGUGAUCUUUGUUAUACACUGAAA
This is a messenger RNA of Notolabrus celidotus (New Zealand spotty), 2595 nucleotides long. Its product is annotated as regulator of G-protein signaling 4-like. Lineage: Eukaryota; Metazoa; Chordata; Actinopteri; Labriformes; Labridae. Bases 84 to 704 code for a protein of 206 amino acids. The transcript is spliced from 5 exons. The record is from RefSeq and is a predicted model, not a curated record.